AUGGCCUCCAACCCAACGAUCGCAGCGGCUCUCGACUUGCCAUCCGCUUCGGUCGACAUCCCGAAGGCUCACGGUGUUACUGCUGCCGAACCUGGCUUCGCCGGUGAUGGCAAGCUCGCCUCGUUGCUGACUCCGCCCAACUCCAUUUCCCCGAACCUCCAGGCCGACACCAUGCCUGGCAGCUACCAGUCGGUAGAACCGAUGAACAUCGCGGAGGAGGGACGUGCGCAGGAGCCUGGCGAGUUCGAAGCGGCGAAGGAGGAGGAACAGCAGCCGCCGCCAGCAGCCACGCCGCUCAGCAAAGGCGCCCUGUCCGGGUUGGACGCCUCCGCCGCCAUCACUCCGGCGCUUCUGGCCAAGAACUACCUACCUGGCAUCAUGCUGGGUAACGGUCCAAGGCCGAUUCGCUACGUGAUGGGCGAGCUCACGCAGUCGGUACCCGGCUUCUCGCGCAUCCCACCUGCCAAGGCCCGCCGCCUGGUGGUCUCCGCGCUCGAAGGCCGCCAUGGCGGAGGUCCAGACGGCAACGUCGCCUUCUGCAAGACUGGAUGGGGACGAUGGGACGCGCACAUCAAAGGCUCUUCUCGAGACUCAGGGGUCGGAUCGUUCAACGAUGGCCAUAUGUCGCCACCGCGUAGUGAGCGCAGCAGCUAUGCCAUGUCGAACGGCGACUCCGGUGUGAACAUGCGCGGGCCACGGCUGCCUUCCCGCUAUCGUGAUCAGCGUUCAGGAGGAAGCUGGCAGGAUUCCAGUCUUCGCGAAGAGGAUGAGCUCGAGAUGGAUAUGGAUAUGGACGUCCCUGAAAACGAGGCGGACAAGAUGUCCAUGGACGGCGACGGCUCUGUGGAUGCGGACGACUCUUCGAGCAUGAACGACGACACCGACGAUGACGACUGGGCGGCUGUUGGCCCGGAGGCGUUGCGGAAGGCUUCACUGCCCACUCCCGGCGCUCCGCGGUUCAACUACAACGCCAUCGCGAUUCCAACUAGUAGGCCGUCGAGAAGCUUGAGCCGACGCCCAUCAGGAAUGAGUCAGCGUCAUCUGCACCCUUCUUCACUACCUUACAGCAGCAGCAAUCGGCGAAGCUCAGCGGCGCUCAGCCCAGCGCUCGCAACACCCGAAGAGCGCGCUGCAAUCGCUGCACUCAUGAGCUUGGGCGGAUCUAUGUGA
Messenger RNA from Saxophila tyrrhenica, 1170 nucleotides. It is a transcript of the gene STB3, whose product is annotated as DNA-binding proteins Bright/BRCAA1/RBP1 and proteins containing BRIGHT domain. Gene Ontology annotation, cellular component: nucleus. The coding region runs from base 1 to 1170 and encodes 389 amino acids. NCBI's taxonomy places the organism in Eukaryota, Fungi, Ascomycota, Dothideomycetes, Mycosphaerellales, Extremaceae. Gene Ontology annotation, biological process: positive regulation of transcription from RNA polymerase II promoter by glucose. The transcript has a single exon. The record is from RefSeq and is a predicted model, not a curated record. Gene Ontology annotation, molecular function: sequence-specific DNA binding.